AUGAAGACGGAGGCGGACGUUGCCUCGUUCCUGGGCACCGCAUCUUGUAUCAUCUACUCUCAGGCCUUUUCCACCAUCUCAAGUGUCAUUCCGGCGUUCUCGAAACGUGGAGACAUCAUUGUUGCGGAUAAAGGUGUUAACUUUGCCAUCCGGAAGGGCAUACAGAUUUCUCGUAGCAUGGUUCGUUGGUAUGAACAUAACGACAUGGAGGACCUGGAAAGAGUCCUUGCCAAGGUUACAAAAGAACAAGCCAGAAAACCCCUCACGAGACGUUUCAUCAUCACAGAGGACCAAAGUGAUCCAGCACCACUUUCAGGAGUCGCAGGCAAGCAUGAAAUCCCCAUCAAUGGCGAUCCCAAUAACCUCCCACCCUUGCUCCCAAUACCUGAUCCAGCCACACCCGACCUGGUACCCAGUCUCCCAAUAGAAGGCGGAUACGGCAUCUCAUACGCCCCCUACAACGAUGACGGCACCUGCCGAUCCCUCGACGGAAUCAACAAAGACCUGGACAAGAUAAGCGAACAUUAUAGCUACGUCCGCAUCUACGGCGUCGACUGUGACCAGACCCAAAACAUCGUAUCCGCAGCCCGCCAACGCAAUCUCCGCGUUUUCGCCGGCCUCUUUGACCUGCAGAACUUCCCAAACAGCCUCGACCAAAUCAUCUGGGCAGCAGCAGGAGACUGGUCCACCUUCCACACCAUCAGUAUCGGCAACGAACUCGUCAACAAAGGCCAAAAUCCGCAAGACGUAGUAACCGCCGUACACACCGCACGUGCCAAACUCCGCGCAGCAGGCUACCAAGGCCCCGUCGUAACAGUGGACACGUUCUCCGUCCUCCUCAAACACCCCCAACUCUGUGAAGCGUCCGACUAUUGCGCGGCCAACUGUCACGCCUUCUUCGACGCGAACCAAAUACCUGACAACGCGGGAAAAUACGCCCUCGAACAGGCCAAUCGUAUCUCGGCCGCAGCGGGCGGGAAACGCACCGUGAUCGCUGAAUCCGGCUGGCCGUACCGCGGUCAAGCAAAUGGUAAAGCUGUCCCCUCGGCCUGGAAUCAGGCCAUCGCUCUCUAUGCACUGGGGUACUCGUUCAGGGACCGAAAGGAUGAUAUGGUGCUUUUCUCGGCCUUCGAUGAUCUCUGGAAACAGGAUGGGCCUGGGACUCACGGCGCCGAGAAAUUCUGGGGUAUUAUGAGGCGCUGA
Molecule: messenger RNA, 1203 nt
Organism: Aspergillus oryzae RIB40
Lineage: Eukaryota; Fungi; Ascomycota; Eurotiomycetes; Eurotiales; Aspergillaceae
Exons: 2
Coding region: 1-1203 (400 amino acids)
Biological process (GO): cell wall organization
Cellular component (GO): fungal-type cell wall; cell surface; extracellular region
Molecular function (GO): 1,3-beta-glucanosyltransferase activity; glucan endo-1,3-beta-D-glucosidase activity
Source: RefSeq, a predicted model, not a curated record